This is a messenger RNA of Gongylonema pulchrum, 366 nucleotides long. Lineage: Eukaryota; Metazoa; Nematoda; Chromadorea; Rhabditida; Gongylonematidae. The record is from the annotation of a GenBank genome assembly.
AUGAUUGUAUGUCAAGAAGGUGGUGGAGCACGUGAAAGAAAUCGACCGAAACCGGAUGCAGCCACUCCGUCUGUAACAAACAAUGCUGUCGGGCGGCCGUUUCAGUGUGCAGACUGCUCCGCCGAUGAUCCUCAAUGGGCUUCCUUGAACAAAGGCGUUCUAAUUUGUUCCGAGUGCUGCUAUGUCCACAGGAAUCUCGGGCGUCAUGUUAGCAAUGUACGUUCGAUCAAAAAAGGUGCGUGGAACAGCAGCCAGCUGGAGCUGAUGUAUAUUUUAUAUUCGAAUGGUUCCAAUAACAUUUGGGAGCAUUCGCUGCUUGAUCCACAGUGUGCCAAUAAAAUUCGCAGGAAACCGUCGCCGCAGUGA